Solenopsis invicta (red fire ant) is the source of this 13629-nucleotide messenger RNA. RefSeq names its product attractin-like protein 1 (gene dsd). Bases 523 to 4530 code for a protein of 1335 amino acids. NCBI's taxonomy places the organism in Eukaryota, Metazoa, Arthropoda, Insecta, Hymenoptera, Formicidae. The record is from RefSeq and is a predicted model, not a curated record. Gene Ontology annotation, molecular function: protein binding. Gene Ontology annotation, cellular component: Golgi apparatus. The transcript is spliced from 12 exons.
CUCUUUAAUAUAAGCUUGGAUUUCUCAAAGUAGCAAGCCAGAGUAGCCGGACGACUGCGGACGACGACUCGCAGUCGCGGACGGACGGUGGCGGUCCCUCUCGAGAAAGUGAUACCGUGCGACGGUGGUGGUGGUACUGGCAGCGGCGCUCGUCGCUCGCUCCCCCUCAAAUUCGCCAGCAGGCAGCGUGUAUGUGCUGGUCUGCUGGUGUGUGCCAGGACUGCGCCAGAGGCCAGGCGCCAGCGUGCGGCGCGUAGGCACGGCGUGCAGCGAGCGGAGCAGCGCGGAGCAGUAGCGAGUCGCCGUCGCGCGAGUUCGCCGUAGGGCGAGUCGAGUCGAGUCGAGUCGAGUCGAAUCGAAUCGAAGCGGGUCGCGCGAGGACAAGAGAACGGGACGAGCGAGAGCUUGAUCCCGGUGUUCUGUCGUCGGUUCUUCGUACUCGUCGUCGUCGUCGUCCCGUAUGCGCGUCCCUCGUCGGCGCGUCGCCGUCGGCCAUUGUCCCUGACAUGGAAGCCUAUCAAAAUGGCAGAGAUCGUGCAGAUGUUUUUGUUCCUAUAUAAGUCCAAGUACCGUCGGAAACGCCGUCGCGACAGCGACGGCGACGACGACGGUGGCGGCGGCGGUGGCGCGUGGCGCGGUCGCGACCGCGAGGAGGAUCACGAUCGGCGGUGGCGGUGUCGACGGUGCGGCCAUGGCAGCGACAGCGGCAACGGCGGCGGCGGUAGCGCGACCGCGACGGUGCCGUGGGCGCCGUUCCUGCUUUGGGCGGCGCUCGUCUGCUGGGUGGUCCACGUAAGCGCCGCCGCCUCCGCCUCCUCGUCGUCGCCGACGCUGGACGCGGCCUGCGACCCCGACACCUGUGUCAACGGCGACUGUGUCAACGGCACCUGCGUGUGCCGCGAGGGCUGGCAGGGUGCGCACUGUCAAUUCUGCGGCGGGAAAGUCAGAUUAUCGGAGAGUAUUGGGAGCAUUCACGACGGCUUUGGCAACUACACGGCGGACGUGAGGUGCUCCUGGUUGAUCGAGAGCGACCCGAACACGAAGAUACGGAUGCACGUGGAGCAAUUCGCGACGGAAUGCGGCUGGGACCAUCUGUACAUCUAUGACGGUGAUAGCGUCGAGGCGCCACUGUUGGCUGUCUUCUCCGGCCUGAUGCACAAGGAUAGCUAUCACAUACGCCGCGUGCCGGAAGUAAUAGCGGGAUCCGGUAGCGCGUUGCUGCACUUUUAUUCCGAUGUCGCGUACAAUAUGAGCGGCUUUAACAUUACGUAUAAACUCAACGCUUGCCCGAGCAGGUAUUCCCACAUCGACUGCUCCGGUCACGGUGUGUGUAUCGAAGGCACAUGUACCUGCGAUGCCAUGUGGACCGGUGAGGCCUGCGACGUGCAAGUAUGCCCGAACAAUUGCUCGUCGCACGAUGGGCAUGGCGAGUGUGAUCGCGAGAGUCAUCACUGCCGCUGUUAUCACGGCUUUAAAGGUGCAGACUGUAGCCAAAGAGGCGAGCAUGGAUUUUGGGAGAGUGUAACGUACAAGGAUCUGCCACCGGAAGGCUCGGCCAGUCAUUGUUCCAUCGUUUGGAAGGAUUCGCUCUACGUGGUCGGCGGCGAAAGUUUCCAUCGUGCCAAGAUGAUAUAUGUAUAUGAUUAUAACGGCAAUGUUUGGGAGACACCUCACGUUGAGGGUCGAGUGCCGUUACCGCGGUACGCGCACUCGUGCGUGCUAUUCGGCGACAAGAUAUUCAUGUACGGUGGCGUCGUGCAGAACUCCACCGUAACCAACGAAGUCUGGGCGUUCGACGUGUCCGCCAAGGUCUGGGAAAACGUUACCGUGCACGACAAUUGCCACAACAAGACGAUAUGUGGUCCACUGAAGGUAGCCGGGCACACCGCAACCCGGGUACAGAGUCACGGCAAAAAGGAGAAGAUGGUUGUGAUAUUCGGCUAUUCGCCUCAGUAUGGUUACUUAAACACCGUCCAGGAGUACUCUUUGGGUACGCGCGAGUGGCAGAUCGUCAAGACGACCGGGUUUCCCGUGAAGGGCGGCUACGGACACAGUUCCGCCUAUGAUCCCCUGACGAAUCUUAUUUACGUGUACGGUGGUUACGUGUCGGAGUCGCAAAGCACACAUGUUUUAUCCAGUCGGUUAUACGCGUACCAUACUAAUUAUAACGAAUGGCGGAUGCUUACGUCGGCACCGUCGGCACGUUUUUUUCAUACGGCUACUUUUGUUACGGGCGGAUUGAUGUUGGUGUUCGGCGGUAAUAUGCACAACGACACACAGCAGUCGCAUGGCGCGCGAUGCUACUCGGCCGACAUGCUUGGCUACGAUGUGACGUGUGACACGUGGCAUCAGUACACUAUGCCCAGAGACAUGAGCGAUCUUCCGCGAUAUGGUCACAGCGCGACCGUCUUUGAGAAGUCGAUGUAUAUCUACGGUGGCUUUGACGGUGAAAUGCUCUCUGACAUGUUGAGGUAUACUCCCGGCAACUGCGAUGAUAUAACGACUCAGAAUCAGUGUCUGAAUGUCAGGAGAGGCAUAAAGUGCGUGUGGCACAAGCUGAGCAGUAAAUGCCUACAGAUUUCAAAGAUACCGCAGCAAUGGCUCAAUCACGAUUACGACGAUCAUGACAGCAUAUACACGAAAUGCCUGGAUAGCGAGUCACCCCGUGGUAUGACGUCGCAUGAAGAACUCUGUAAGCUUUUCACCGAUUGUGUUACAUGCGUGCAAACCUCGUACAAUUGUGUAUGGUGUGGUAAGAGUUGCUUACAUAAAAAAUGCCGGGAUAUUCCGAAUAUGCCGAAUUUGCCCAUCAAGGAACUGGAUCAGUGUGAUGCAAACACUGGUAUCGAAUGCCUGCAAUUGCAUACGUGUCAUGCUUGCUCCAGCAAUUCGCGUUGCAUUUGGUCGUGGUCCAACGGACCUGACCGUUGCAAACCACAGUCGAAAAUUCGAGAGGUGAGUGUAUUAAACGACACGAUUCAGGCGCAGCGUUUAACGAUGGAUACGUGUCGCAGUCCAUGCGUGGAGUAUACGUCGUGUCGCAACUGCACAGAAUCCGACUGUAUUUGGUGUCAAAAUCAGGCCAAAUGCGUAGAUAAGAACGCGUACCCGGCCAGUUUUCCGUAUGGGCAAUGUCGCGAAUGGACGACGAUAGAUUCCCGGUGUCGCGCUACAGAAACUGGUAGGGAAUGGUGCAGCUUCUAUUCGUCAUGCGCCACUUGCCGAUCGGAUCCCGGUUGCGGCUGGUGCGACGACGGAUCGGGUACCGGGAAAGGUUCGUGUAUGCCUGGUGGAGCUCGUGGUCCCAGCAGCAGAAGCUCGAACAUGUGUUCACUUGAACUUUGGUACUUCACAAGAUGUCCAACUUGUCAAUGUAAUGGUCACAGUAAGUGUCUUCCAAAUAGUAGCGUAUGCAUUCAGCCAUGCGGAAACUUGACUUAUGGACCACACUGCGAUAAGUGUAUCCCCGGCUAUUACGGUAGCCCACUCAACGGAGCUACAUGUCAGCCUUGCUCCUGCAACAAUCAAGGAACUCAAUGCACAAGCGAGACGGGCAAAUGUUUUUGCACAACUAAAGGUAUUAUCGGCGAUCACUGUGAACGUUGUGACGUAUCUGGUCUCUAUCACGGAGAUCCUACGAAUAAAGGAUCUUGUUUUUAUGAUUUGGCUAUUGACUAUCAGUUUACGUUUAAUCUGAGCAAAAAGGAGGAUCGGCACUAUCGAGCAAUCAACUUCAAGAAUUCGCCACCGAAAGCUGACAUUGACGCCGAGUUCUCCAUCACGUGCUCCGUGCUUGCCAAGAUGAAUGUGACCAUCAAGAAAGUUAAUAGUCAAGAAAAGCCACUGUUGCUCGGCGCAAAUUGUACAACGACCAUGUACAAGCACCGUUUCAGCAAAGCGGACUACAACUUCGGCAGCGAAGAUAACAAUACUCUCACUACAUUCUACGUGUACGUCUAUGACUUUCAACCGCCAUUGUGGAUCCAGAUCUCGUUUUCCCAGUACUCCAAACUGAAUCUACAACAGUUUUUCAUUACAUUCUGCACAGAUUACAUGACACCGCACAGGUGCUUCCUCGCUCUACUGCUAGUGGCUGCCAUUCUCUGGAAGAUCAAGCAAAAAUAUGAUAUGUAUCGACGAAGACAAAGGCUCUUCCUGGAAAUGGAGCAAAUGGCUAGCAGGGCGUUCAGUCAAGUUCUGGUGGAAAUCGAGAGACGUGAUGUUGACAAUUCGGAUCCAGAUCGCGGUGAUGCCGACUUUACCAAUUGUCGUAAAAAGAAGAAGGAUGCUCCUAGUCCGAUCGCACUGGAGCCUUGUUGUGGCAACAGAGCAGCGGUUCUGUCUCUGCUAGUCAGAUUGCCGACUGGCGGCGAGCCUUAUACGCCAGCCGGGCAGAGCGCUGGUCUAGCCGUGGCGUCCGCUUUGGUAACGCUAGGCAGCCCGCGCCGACCAUCUCAGGAAUUAACGACGAAGGAGCCGAAAAAGACGAGGAAGUCCGCCAGCCAGCAUCCGGACUCCACUUGCAUUUAGCGGUAAAUCGACAAAAUAUCGCGCGUUAGGAUGUGACUAUAUGAUAAGCCUUAGAUUUGUUUCUGUGAUCUUGCCCGCGCUUAAUACGGCAGGACAUUCAUCUUCGAACUCUAAAUGGAGUGAAGAAGUGCGAGCGAUAAUCGCGCCGAGAUCGAAACGGGAAAACCAUACGCGAAAAUUUUACUCGUUGACGCGCGACUGAUCGGUGAAUCGAACAAUUCGGUUAUCUUGUCCGACGAAUUGGGUGAGCGUGUAACGCUAGAUAUAGAUGUAUGCGCGACUUUCCUUAUCGAGUAGAAGGAAACGCCUUUUUGGCCGAGGAGCGAAUGGACUGCUCCGACCGGUUACGUCCGCUAAUCAUGGUAAGUAACAUUUCUUUUAGACUUGAGCUGCAUAUUUUCAUGCGCCGAAAGGGACGUCCAUUGAUCACUCGGCUAACAUUCGGAACAUAAUCGAGUUUCUUUUUAAGGCUCUCGAUUAACGAUGUACAGUGUUGUAUAGGUGGUUAGACGAUUGUUUUUGUCGAAGAAGUUACGAUACGACGUGUUGGUCGCGUGGAUAAACUGGCCUCGUGCAUAUUCGAAAAGCUUUUAUCCGCUGCAUCUGUUUUAGAGAAUUAUUCAUUCAUAAUUUAGAAUAUAUUAUAUUAUAUAUAUAUAUAUAAUAUAUUUAAUUAUCAUAAAUCUAAGAAAACUACAUAAUCAUCUCUUAAAAAUUUAGAAGUUUAUAAAAUGAAGUGCCGCUUAAAUCUGAAAAAAUUAAAUAUAUUUAAUAUAUUUAAUAUAUUUUUUUUUGUCAUAAGUUCUUAUAUCUCUCUUUCUUGGCAUGAUUUCUACAGUGCAGUGGACAAAAAACAUUGUAAAUGCCAUAAAAAAAGUUAUUAAAAAUAAUUCAUUAAUGUUAUUAUGAAAUGAUUAAAUUCAAAGAAGUACAACGCUUCGACGUAAGCUGUAAAUAGGCUGUAUUUUUGUCGGACUCGAACGAAAAAAAUCCGAUCAUUAAUAGUGAAGAUAAAAUGCGUAUGAAAGUGGACGAAGGCCGGUGAGUACAUCAGAGAAUUCACUAUUUAUGCAUCUAUGUAGCAAAUAUGUGUAAGAUUCAUAUUCUAAAUCGAUCGAGGUGAGUAGAGAUAACAAUUUGCAAUCGGUACAGAUUUAUGGAACGUACAAACUGCAUAUCCAAUUUUAUGUGCAUUUUGCAUUAAAAUAUUGUGCCAAAUUAGUAUUUCUUUCUUCAGUAUUAAUGCAAAUCAUUUGUCGAGAGACACACUUUGGUCGACUAGAAUCUUUGGCAGAGCCGAAGAGCUCUAGAGCGAAGGAACGAAUAUUUUCCUUUCGUUUGUUACCUCUAUUCACUGUGAUUGCAAUCAGUUUUCGUCGUACGACCGAAAGUUUGCAGGAUCCAAGAUUUGACACCAGUUAACGGCGUAAUAUAAUUAAAAAUUUUUAAGAAUUCGUGUCGGUCAUACUCGAGAUUUUAGCCUAGCAAACGAAAAUCGAAACAAUUUAACGUGGUCAUUAUAAUAAGAAUGUCAUUCGAAAUCUCAUUUUUCUUUCACAUACAUGGCGCAAGUAACGGUGCUGAUUAUUUCGCACGGUUGGUUGCAUGACUGUCUUUUUGAGCAUUUAACUAAUGUGUGUACGAGAUUCGCAUAUUUUUGUUUUCUUUUUUUUAAAGGAUUUAUAAAUCUCCGUUUAUAUUACAUUUUUAUUCCUUCAUAUUUGUGUAUUACGGAGAAAAAUAAAUUAGUAAUAUAUAGCGUAUAUAUACUUCCAUUUUUGAUAGUAAAUUUGCUACUUUGCUUCUUACUGUUUCAAAUAUGUGAAAAUAAGUUGUAACGUUCGAAAACUUUACGAAUUUUGUAUACAUCAUUAACGAGAGGUAACGGUAGUGCAUGGAGAAAGUUCCAGCGCACUCCGAUUCAUACGUGAAACGCGUUGAAGGUAUAUUAAGAAACCGGCACGGUUUUCUUUUUCUUCUUGAAACUUUCAUGGUGAUACAAGAAAGAGGAGUUAUUAAAAUUCAUACACAUACAUACAUAUAUUAGAUAUUCUUUCUAUAAAUACGUUAUCUUGUGUUAUGAUAAUUAAGCAUUUUUUUUAUUGUGGUGCGAUGUUUAUGUGUGUACUAUAUAAAUAUACAUACAUAUAUACAUAUAUAAAUAUACAUAUGUGUGUAUGCGUGUAUAUGUAUGGCUUCGUAUUUAUAUUAUUGGUGCAUAUUUGAACGGACGAAUAAUAUUAGGUGUACAAAUUAAUUUUCGGCCCUAACAUUAAAUCAUAUGCAGUAUUUAUUUAAACUUAUUCCCGCCAAGUUCAGGGUUGUAUAGACCAUAAAACUGGAAUAUGUAAGUGACAUGACUUCAAAAAAUUCACUGUGAGUCUAAUGAACAUGAUGGCGUCCGACAAGCAGCAUAUUAGGGACUGUUUGUUUUUUGCACUCCAGUUAAAAAAAAUACCCCCUAAGGGUAAAGAAAUAAUUUAUAAGACAUUAAGGGAAGAUGAUGUAUCUUACAGCACGUGUAAAAAACGAUUUCAGAAGUUUCGGAAUGGAAAUUUUAACCUCGAGGAUGAUGAACGUGCCGGAAAACUAAGAAAGUUUGAAGACGGUGAUUUGGAGCAGCUGCUGGCCGAAAAUCCGUGCCAAACCCAAUCAAAUUUGAUACUUUAUCACUUACCCAAUAGAUGACAAAAAUGUAUAGAUGUUACUAGAGAUUAUUUUUAUGAUUAAAAAUGUAUGUUGAUUUUAUAUAAACGAAUGUAAUUUUCAUUAAGAAGGACCGAGAAUUAAUUUAUGCAUCUAAUAAAUGACGAUUUGUUAUACGACUUGAAGUAACGCAAAUGCAGUGCAUUUUAUUAUGACGUUUAAUACUCAUAUCUUUGUCUUUAUAUCGUUUAAACUAUUAAUUUAUAUAAAGACGUGGUCAAGAGAGACAUAUACAUAUAUACAUAUAAAUUAGAAUCGCUUUCUUUUAAGCGAUAAAAUGCGCAUUCUAUUUCAAAUAUAUUUUUCGUACCAAAGAAAGCUCUAUAGAUAUGAAUAAAAUCGUUAUUGCGCACGUAGAGGACUAGAUAGCACCCAACACAAUCAAUCGAUUAUUAUGUAACAAUUAGAAAUAAAUUCGUAAUUAUUGGUCGCGUUUGAAAAAUGAUUUUUCGCCAACGGUAACGUACGUCUGAUUAUUAUUUGUUGUCGAGUUUACUUUUUGAUACAAACAGCUUUUGUACUCAAGUAGCGUGAGAAGUAAUCUCGUUUAAGAGAUAUAAUUGAAACUCUUCUCUUAUGAGCGCCAAAAAAAAGAUAUUAAACAUAUUUUAUUAAAAUAUAUUUUAUUGGAUAUAUUAUAUUGCGAAAUAUUUUUUAUUAUAUAAUUUGUACAAACAAAUGUGAGCGCCUUUGAUUCUUUCGUUGCCACAGUACAUGCAAUUAUUUAUUAUCGGCGGUUUCGAUAGUUAACAAAAUUAUCAUAAAUUUAGACCCACACAGAGAGGAUCGCUUUUACUCUUCGUGUGUCAGUAAUUUCGGCAACGAAAGAAUUAAGAUUGAAACGCAAAAGUUCAAAGAUAUCGUUCAUUUAGAAUAAAUUUCUCCAGUGCAAAAAGAGAAGUGCUCUGUAAUUAGGAAUAUCGUUUAAAUUCGUGAUACUUUCAAUGUCGUAUAAAUAUCCGAUGUUCUCAGUGAUAAAUUUAAAUUAUGGACGAUGGUCCAACUGGCGCUCAUAUGUACACAUAUUUUUUUCUUUUAGUUCUUUUCUUAGGCUGUUCUUGAGAAAUUUACCAGAGGAGGGUCGCUCUCGAGUGAAAUCUUCACGAUCUCCAUCGAGAUUCACUCUUGAAAAAUAAAACUGUCAGACGAAUGGUCGUUGAAAGUCUCUCUUUCCAUUCUGCGCCAGAUCUGAAAAUUAUCACCGUCGAGAGCCACCCUCGGAGGAUAAAAAUCUCGAGCGUACCGCCCCCGGCUUCGAUUUUCUGUCUGUCGCGUUUGUCGUACCGUAACACUGCCAAUGUAAUAUUCCUCCACUUCAUUGAUCUUUACAAUCUGCUUCGUCUUCGACCCCGAGACGACGGCCGGGCUCCCUCCUCUUCCCGCGCCGAUCGAUCUCUGCGACUGAUAACACGUGCGAACCAUCGAUAUUCCGCAAUCUCUUAUCUCUCUUUCCAACGAAGAUCGCGCACCAUUGUUGUUCGCGAUCGCGACGGGACUACCGCUCUUGAGGGGUUCUUUGACAAAGUUAUAUAUAAUAUUUUAUAAUAUUAUAUAUAUGUAUAUGUAUAGAAUGUGGAACGAUUUUUUUAGUUGAACAAGUGAAGACGUGCUACAUAAGUUCCAACAUAUUUCUUCAAUAGGUCAUAUAUUCGAAAGUAAUAGAAUAAAAUAGUUAAUUAUAUAAUACAGCUAUUAGAAUUAAAUCAAUAAAAAGUUAUUAGAAGGAAAGGAGAAAGGUCUAUAAGGGCCACCUGGUUUUUUUCUUUUUUUUUAAUUUAUUGGCACGUAUUGUUUUAAUUCUAACAUGUAAGAGCAUUGGCAUCAAUACAAAGAAAAAAUUGAGAAAACUCCAGAAUGAUUCCAGAUUAUUUUCCAAUACGACUGCUGUGAUUUGAAAGGUUUUUCGAUCAGGUAUUCAAAAAAUUGAUUUCCGAAAUAAAUAUGAUAACACUAAAUACCUCCUUCGAGUUGGAAUUAUUCAAAUUGAAUAUAUAAUUAUUAAAGUCAAGAUACAGGAGUUUGAACAAAAUAUGCAUAUACUCUUAUAGACCUUUCCUCUUUGUAAUAAUUUGAACCGGAAUACCCGAUCGGUUCAGUCGCAUACUAUUAUCCUCUAAUUCUCGAUAAAAUGCCACGUAAGAGCAAAUGAAUAUCGCGAAAGGUCCCGUUGCGGUCCAUGAAGUCUCUUCGAUUUUCUUCUUUCGACUCAAAGAAGGAAAAGGAGAACUGGGGGAGAUCUCUCCUUCAUCGCGAGAAACUCAAUGAACAUCUGCGGCCUUUCCGAGGCGAGAUCUCUCCAGCUCUUCUAAUCGUAAAACGUAGAUCUUAAAGUUGGAAGGCUUACGACGAUACAAAAUAUAUCCAUCCCUAUGGAUACUCGAGUCACCGAUCUUAGCCGUUAAGGAUUCUUAAGCGCCGGUAUGUGAAACUCGAAAAGAAAGAUGAUGCUUUUUGCGAGCGGGAGACAUCGCGAUGCGCUGAAAGACGCGAUGAAAAUUCGAAUUUGCAGAAGAAGAGAAAAAUCGUUCUCGCAUAUAUACACACCCACACACAUACACAUACACGUAGAACAUACAAACACGCAGAGCCGAGAACACAGACGGGCGUAUAAUAAGAAUACUUAAUAAUCUAACUAAAUAAGUACACAUAUAUAAUUAUGUAUAUUAUACAUAAUUAAACGACGCGAUUUUUCUAGGACACAAUCGAAGAUAUUUAUUUUUAUUCGAGCGUAAGCAUAAGGCACACAAACUAUUUGAUAGAAAUCUGCAAGUCGACGGAACGAUCUAAGUCUCUCUCGACGCGAAUCUCGCAAGAAUCUUAGAGAAAGCGGAACACGAAGCGAGCGUGUGUUUAUGUAACGCGUAUUAUGUACACGAUGUAAAAUCUGAGACCAUUAAUUUCCAUAUACGAUAUUAGCGUUGCCUUGCUACUUUACAUUGACACCGUCGUUAGAAAGAGCGAGAUGUAUCAAGUGUCAAAGCGAUUUUGGAGACAUCUUCACAGAAAUUUCGUCCGUUACAUUUUUCUUCCAUCUCUCCGAAGACCACGUCGCGGCGUUUCUCGCCGAAAAAGUCCCGAGCUGUUCUGUGUGGACACUUGACAGUCUUUCGCGUGCUAAAGCCGCUCGAGCUUAAUAACGAUCAUUUUCAUCCUACAUGUAAAGUUCAUUACUUGUAUAUAACGUCAUACGGAGGAACAUUAUUUUAUUUCGAGCGAUGUAGGAGAGAAAGCAACGAAGAAAGGCUUCCGAAACUAUCGUAUCUCAAAGGUAUUAAUCCGUUUUCGAAUUGUGCGCACGAGAAGUUGGAAAUAAUCUUCGAUUUUUGUUUUUUUUUAAUCAUUUAGUUUUUUAACUAUUGCUCUCGGAAACGUCGCAAAUAAUUGAAUAAUUCGGACAUUUUUAAUCUCAAGAUCGAACAUCAAAUGGUUCGAAUCUUUCGAACUGGAAGUAUAUUCGAAAUACUUGAAUUCAGUUUCGAAAGUUCGAAAUUAUUAUAAAAUUGAAAUUUUUCUUAUAUAUAUAGAAAAGAAAAUACUCGUGAAAAAUUGUUUUGUUGCUUUCAAUGCAUACUGCGUUUCCGAUUUUCUUUACUGUUCAAACAGGUGUAACAAAUUAACAUUACAGAUCACUUUAAGUUCGAACCUUGGUUCGAACUGUUCGAAAUAUUCGAGCUGAUUGCUCAUUCUUUUUUUACUUCGAACUAUUCCAAUAAAUCGAACAUACAAUACGUUACAAUACGUUCAAAUCUUUUGUUUAAAUUUAACCGAUUGUUUUUAGGAGAAGUAACAACGUUGGUCGGUAUAUUUUUUGUCUAUUCAGUUUACUUUUCUCAAUAUAAGAAUAUUUUUAGUCCCGAGAACUAGACUUUCCCGGCCAAGCUUGACGUGCCGUGUGUGCUGAACAUUUGGAUUAUUUUUAGAUUUGAUACGUGUGGCUCGUAUCUCUCUUUUUGCAUUAAAAAGAAACUUAAAAAGAGGUUUAACUCUCGUUUCUCCAUUUUCUUUCAAAUCGGAGCAUAGCAUGCCGAGGGACGGAAGAGCCAUCAAAAUUUCUCAGUUGAAAAAACCGUAUCGCGAGCAUAGAAUCUCUGGUUUAAUUUUAUAUGUUUCAUAAUUCGCGUGCGGCACUUAAACGAUCUGUCAAACGUAACUUUAAAAAUAUCAGUCAAGAGCUUCACGUGAUUUAUUUAUUUUCGUUGCGGCCUCGAUAAAUUAAACAUUGAUUAAAUCGAGCAAGCCCGUGUAGAAGCUUAUUAAAGAUGGUUUUAUGUAACAUAAGGUCUCAUUUAUUAUUUAUUAGAGAUGUUAUAACAAAGGUUUUCUUUUUUUAAUCUGAGAUCCCGAUCAUUACUUAUCAGAAAUGCCACAGAAAAGGUUUUCUUAUUUUUAUCUAAUGAGACCCUUAUCAGGAUUUAAUAAGAAAGUUUUAACUUCAUAAAUACUUAUUUAUUGGAGUUAAUUUAAAAGGCCCAGAAAAGGAUUUAUGAAUGUCAUCACAUGUAAAAGUCCUUAUUUUUAAGACAUAAUAAGAACUUUUUAUUUAAAUCUUAUUUUAUAAUAAGAUUUAUGUUAUUUAAAGUAAAAAGCAAUGAAAAUCUGAUUUAAAAAGAAAAUUUUUUUUCUUACCAUAUAAGGGCCUUGUGAAUAAUUUGUUACAUGUCAUACAAAGCCUAGAUUUAUAUUUAGGCUAAUUGGGCUCUUACUAGAAUCUUAUUAACGUUUCUACACGGGACAUUUACAUUGCAAAAUCGGAUAUUUCGUAUCGAUGAUUUCAUGUUGCGCACAAGUGUAAGGUAUUCAUUUGUAUUAUAGUUUAUAGUUCUUAUAAAUAUAUAAUAUUCAUAUUCGCUUGUACGUAUGAAGUUAAAGUCAUCCGAUUGUACGAAAUAAAACUGCUUUAAAAAUAUAUGUUGCACUAUAUGUUUUGGUCGAAGCGUCUUGAAUUAGCUCAACCAUUUAAAUGCGUUUAGGAAGAAACGUACGUAACACGUGUGCGCACCAUGCUUUCGAUACGCUUGCGAUAAAACCCAAAUGUAUACCAAAUUUCUGUAUUGUUGAAAGUUAAGCCAAGAGAAACCGAUUGCGAGAACGGGAAACGUCGCGGAUAUAUUUUUAGAUCGGCGCGUAUAUGCAUCGAACGGCACGAGAGGAGCGUGAACGAUCGCGGCUUCGUACACGCACAUACCUUAUCAUUCAAUCACAUAUUCAGCUUUAUCUAGUCUACAAAAGAUGAGCGUGACCGCGUGCGAAUGAAUGGUUGCGAUAUCGGCGAGCUUUCCCUCGCGAAGUGCGACUUGCGAAUUCAUAUGUAUGUCGAACACGAUGGAAGAUUAGGAAUCUUUUACUCUAUAUGAAUUCUAUACGAACGAUCUCUCUUGUGAUAGUAAAUUUCUUCAAAAGAAGAAAAAAAGGAUAAACAAGUGUUGCUUGACAUCAAUUCCAGAAUCUUGUUCUGCGGAAAUAAUCGGGAAAAUUUUGCCAAGAAUUCCCCAAAGACUAUUCAACGAUUUUAUAUACCUCUGAUUGGUUAUUGUUUACAACAAACAGUAGAGGUGAAGAGUGAAAGAUUCUUGCUUUCCGAAAGACAUGCUUUUUUGGUGACAAAAUUGAGUGUACGAUCUAGAUAAAAGAAAUUAUCUGCUCUUCGCGCCAUCGGAAAUCGACUGCGUCCUUUAGUCUUUUUCCUACGCUUUUCUCCUAUAACCGCAAAGAUAAUUUUUCAUAAUUAGCAAGUCGAAAGUGAGAGGGGCAUAAAAAGAAGGUGCUGUAUAAAAAGAAUUCCCUACUUUAGGAAAGCCGAAUCUAUGCAGGAUUUGUGGGAUUUUUAAUAAUUUUGUGUAUUUCGUAGUAAUGUAACUUAUUUUUGUACGUCGCAUUUUUUUUUUACAUACCACGAUGUGUAUCACGUAUAAUCAAGGACUCUUAAUCAAAGAUUAAAUUUAAUUUAUUGCACCAUCGAUUCAUUCGCGAACAGCAGUGACGUUUGAAAAUAGAUUUCGUGACGAAAUGAACAGUCACGCGUUAAAAGUCAUGUUAGAAGAAUAAUUUGGAUUGUCAAGAGAGUUGACGAACGACAGGAUUUUCCUAGAGAACUUAUCUUAAAGAAUAAAAGAAUUAUCUUGAAGAAGAGAAUCGAAAGCGAAAAUGAGAGAGUGAGAGAAAGAGAGAAUAAACGCGCGCGCGCGCGCGUGUGUGUGUGUGUGUGUGUACGAAAGUGUGCAAGAUCGUGAAUAGGCGACUUCAAAUUAUGCCCGUAUUUUUGUGCUAGAAGUUAGAACGCGUAGAGAAUUAUUACGAACGCGUCGUGCGAGCGUGAGCAGACGAAUGGUACAUAUUGUAUUAUAUCAAAUAAAACAGAUAUUGUUUAAAUAAAAUUGAUAUAUAUAAACUCAA